AUGUUGGAGGGACUGCGGGAUUGGAUCAGACAAGCCAAGUACCUCCAGGCAGUAUCAACAACUUUGCGUACAUACAACGCAAGAGAUUACCAGAGAUUGGACGGCGAUGUCAUUGUCGAGAAAUACGUCGUCAGAAAAACUAAUGUUGUUCUUUGUCCUGCGGGAAUCCAUGAAAGGUUCAGGGAUUGCCAAUUCAGUGGGAAGUGCUCAAAACUAAUAGAGGCCCACGGAUUGCAGAUGAGUGUUACAGAAGAAGAGCUUCUUGUGGUUGUCACAGAGUUUCAUUUCAACAACGCGAUCCUGAUUAACAAUACUCUCUGA
Molecule: messenger RNA, 321 nt
Organism: Alternaria burnsii
Lineage: Eukaryota; Fungi; Ascomycota; Dothideomycetes; Pleosporales; Pleosporaceae
Exons: 1
Coding region: 1-321 (106 amino acids)
Source: RefSeq, a predicted model, not a curated record